Myotis myotis is the source of this 5001-nucleotide messenger RNA. It is a transcript of the gene RNF111, whose product is annotated as ring finger protein 111. The transcript is spliced from 15 exons. Bases 418 to 3480 code for a protein of 1020 amino acids. Gene Ontology annotation, biological process: positive regulation of DNA-templated transcription; positive regulation of transforming growth factor beta receptor signaling pathway; ubiquitin-dependent protein catabolic process. Gene Ontology annotation, molecular function: SUMO polymer binding; ubiquitin protein ligase activity; SMAD binding. Lineage: Eukaryota; Metazoa; Chordata; Mammalia; Chiroptera; Vespertilionidae. Gene Ontology annotation, cellular component: cytoplasm; nucleus. The record is from RefSeq and is a predicted model, not a curated record.
GUCGUGCUCGUUGGGUAGAAGAGGGAUUGGUAAGGCGGCGGCGGCGGCAGCAGCGGCAGCAGCGGCAGCAGCAGAACAGCAGCAGUGGCGGCGACGGAGGCGAGGUGCUAGGUCCGUGCAGCAUCGGAACGCCCACCGCUUGUGGGAAGGAGUUCCUGUGGGACCAAGUUAGGCAUUCUGAGCCCGAACCGGCUGAGCUGGGCCGAACCAGGCGCUGCCGCUCGUACAGUUUUGGUGGCGGUGACAGACGCCGCUCCUGACUAGAGGGGCCUAUCAGGCCGAGAUCUGAAUCGCAGAUCGCCGGCUCUCGACAUAGCCUCGCCCACCCUGGUAUCUCCUGUCUUCCUUCCUGGGCCGGCGACUCCAGGACCCUGGGAAGAGGGCGGCUAAUGACUAAGGCCUUCCUUAUAGUUUCCCAUGUCUCAAUGGACUCCUGAAUAUAGCAAGCUCUAUACCUUAGAAGUGGAUAUGAAGAGUGAGAUUCCUUCUGAUGCACCAAAGACACAGGAGAGUCUGAAAGGGAUCCUCUUGCAUCCAGAGCCCAUUGGGGCAGCCAAAAGUUUUCCUGCAGGAGUUGAGAUGAUUAAUAGUAAAGUGGGGAAUGAAUUCUCUCAUUUAUGUGAUGAUUCUCAAAAACAAGAGAAGGACAUGAAUGGUAAUCAACAAGAGCAAGAAAAAAGUGUUGUGAGGAAAAAACGCAAAAGCCAGCAGGCUGGCCCUUCAUACAUGCAAAAUUGUGUUAAAGAGAACCAGGGAGUAUUAGGAUUGAGGCAACACCUAGAAGCACCAAGUGAUGAAGACAAUGAUUCCUCUUUUAGUGAUUGUCUUUCUUCUCCUUCAUCUAGUCUGCAUUUUGGAGAUUCUGAUACUGUGACUUCAGAUGAGGAUAAAGGACUCUCUGUAAGACAUUCCCAGUCAAUUUUGAAUGCUAAAAGUAGAACUCAUAGUUCAAGGUCCCAAAAGUGGCCUCCCACUGAGACAGAGUCUGUUUCAGGAUUGUUAAUGAAAAGACCCUGUUUUCAUAGCAGUUCAUUAAGGAGACUUCCAUGCAGAAAGAGAUUUGUAAAAAACAAUUCCUCACAGAGGACACAGAAACAGAAAGAGAGGAUAUUGAUGCAGAGGAAAAAACGAGAAGUGUUAGCCCGAAGAAAGUAUGCAUUGCUCCCCAGUUCUAGUAGUUCCAGUGAAAAUGACCUCAGCAGUGAAUCCUCUUCAAGCUCAUCAACUGAAGGAGAUGAUUUGUUUGUUUCUACCAGUGAAAACCACCAAAAUAAUGCAGCUGUCCCCUCAGGAAGUAUUGAUGAAGAUGUUGUGGUGAUAGAAGCUUCCUCCACUCCCCAAGUCGCUGCCAAUGAAGAAAUUAAUGUUACCUCAACUGAUAGUGAAGUGGAGAUUGUAACAGUUGGAGAAAGCUAUCGGUCUCGUUCAACCCUUGGACACUCCAGAUCUCAUUGGAGCCAAGGUUCAAGUUCUCAUUCAAGUCGACCACAGGAGCCACGGAACCGCAGUAGGAUUUCUACUGUGAUACAGCCCUUGAGGCAGAAUGCAGCAGAAGUUGUGGACCUUACUGUUGAUGAAGAUGAACCUACUGUAGUACCAACCACUUCUGCAAGAAUGGAAUCACAAACCACAAGCGCUUCCACUAACAAUUCCAAUCCAUCUACCUCUGAGCAGGCCUCUGAUACUGCUUCAGCUGUCACUAGUAGCCAAUCCUCCACAGUGUCAGAGACUUCAGCUACUCUUACAAGCAAUAGUAUGACUGGUACUUCUAUAGGAGGACAUCAAGAAAGUGAAAGACAACUUACAGAUGGGAGAAAACUUGAAAAUCAUACAUUUGAUGACUUGAGGAGAGCUGCAUCUAGUGCUGUAACAGAAAAUGGCCCUCCUGCAAUGCCAAGGUUACCUUCCUGCUGUCCCCAGCACUCGCCAUGUGGAGGGUCGUCACAGAAUCACCAUGCAUUAGGACAUCCACACACAAGUUGCUUUCAGCAGCAUGGCCACCAUUUUCAACAUCACCACCACCACCAUCAUACUCCCCACCCAGCUGUCCCAGUUUCUCCCUCCUAUAGUGAUCCUACAUGCCCUGUGGAAAGACCUCCACAAGUACAAGCACCUUGUGGAGCAAAUAGUAGUUCUGGUACCAGCUACCAUGACCAGCAGGCUUUGCCAGUGGACCUGAGCAGCAAUGCUAUCAGAAGUCAUGGAAGUGCUGGUUUUCAUGGAGCAUCUGCAUUUGACCCCUGCUGCCCUGUUUCUUCUUCCCGAGCUGCAAUCUUUGGCCAUCAGGCUGCUGCUGCUGUCCCGAGCCAGCCGUUAUCACUAGAUGGUUAUGGGUCAAGCAUGGUUGCACAGCCCCAGCCCCAGCCCCCUGUACAAGCCUCACUCUCAUCAUGUCGACAUUAUAUGCCACCUCCUUAUGCUUCUUUAACAAGACCACUUCAUCAUCAAGCCUCUGCCUGCCCCCACUCUCAUGGAAACCCUCCUCCUCAGACGCAGCCUCCACCUCAAGUGGAUUACGUUAUUCCUCAUCCUGUACAUGCUUUCCAUUCUCAGAUGUCUUCUCAUACAACAUCUCACCCAGUGGCACCCCCACCCCCAACUCACUUAGCCAGUGCAGCUGCACCAAUCCCUCAACAUCUUCCUCCCUCACACCAGCCGAUUUCACACCAUAUUCCAGCCACUGCACCUCCAGCACAGAGACUGCAUCCUCAUGAAGUAAUGCAGAGGAUGGAAGUUCAAAGGAGGAGGAUGAUGCAGCAUCCAACUGGUCUUUUUAUGUUCUGUGUUUCCAGGCGGGCACAUGAACGCCCCCCACCCCAUCCACAUAGGAUGCACCCAAACUAUGGUCAUGGGCAUCAUAUUCAUGUGCCUCAGACAAUGUCCUCACAUCCUCGACAGGCUCCAGAGAGAUCCGCCUGGGAACUGGGAAUUGAAGCUGGAGUGACUGCAACUACUUACACACCUGGAGCAUUGCAUCCUCACUUGGCCCAUUACCAUGCACCACCUCGACUUCAUCACUUACAAUUAGGAGCACUUCCUUUAAUGGUUCCUGACAUGGCAGGCUACCCUCACAUCCGUUACAUUUCAUCAGGAUUGGAUGGAACGUCAUUUAGAGGUCCUUUCAGGGGCAAUUUUGAGGAACUGAUUCAUUUGGAAGAAAGAUUAGGAAAUGUCAAUCGUGGAGCAUCCCAGGGAACAAUUGAAAGAUGUACAUAUCCACAUAAAUACAAAAAGGUAACAACUGAUUGGUUCUCACAGAGGAAACUGCACUGCAAACAAGAUGGGGAAGAAGGGACUGAGGAGGACACAGAGGAAAAAUGUACUAUCUGUUUGUCUAUUUUAGAGGAAGGUGAAGAUGUGAGACGCCUUCCCUGUAUGCACCUUUUCCACCAAGUGUGUGUUGACCAGUGGUUGAUUACCAAUAAGAAGUGCCCCAUAUGCAGAGUGGACAUUGAAGCCCAGCUGCCAAGUGAAAGUUGACACCAUGUUUCAGAACUCUUGCCCUCCCUCUCAUUCCCAUCCUCCCGGUACUGCAGUUCAACCAAAGAUGGCAUGACUUACCUGCGCAGAUUUGGAAGCCUUGAACUUAGAGUGCUGGCUCUGCUAUAUGGUACAACUAAUGCUAGACCUACAGUUUAUGUAUACAGUUGAUUUUGAUGUAUUUAUAAAAACUUUUUUUCUAGAUUUGACAUUUUUCCUGUAUCAUUUUACUGUAUUUUUGCAUGGUUCCUUGUAUUGCAUUUCUUUGCACAUAUUAUGGGCUUGUGACCCUAAACUUGCAGGCAAGAUUAGCUGCUUUAGUAAGUAGAAUUUUGUGGUCUUUUUGUUUUUUACAUAGUAUCAGGUCUUAAGAAUUAUGAAUUUUUUUGAUCCAUUACUAACCUUUAAUUUAAUCAAUCAUGUACUUUAGUUUGAUGUAUAAAGAUCCUCUAGAAAAUGAUAAUAUUGUGUAUUAAGACAUUCCUUAAUUAGGACAAAAUGGCUGCUGUAUAUUUACAAUAUGGAGUUCUGAGUUAAAUACCAUCCUUAAUACUGGGAACAGAAUACAAACCAUAUUCAAUCAGAUGCAGGUGGUAUUCACAUCACCAGUGAUCAAUAGAAAUUUUCUUGGUGUAUCCUUUUCCUUUCAACACAAUGCAGAGAGUUGAUAUUGAUAUUAUACAUUUAAACUGCUGUUCUGAUUAUAUUUAUCUUUUUCCUACUUCGUUUAAAACUUUAUUUCCCUGGUUCAGUUUUUGCUGCUGUGAAACAGCUCUGAUAAACACUAAAUAUUAAUUUCAAUUAGCUGGAUUGUACAUACUUGCAGAUUUAACAAAAUUUGGGGGAAAUUGAAGAAGACAUGUAGAAUUUGUUUAGUCUUCUGCUAAGCACGUGUAGUAAAGAUAUCUGCUUACACUGAUUUUGUACACACAUUCAGUCAGGAUUUAGAAUUGCAGUCAUUAGCAGUUAUCUAUGCAUUCAUACUAAAGGUCCCAGGAUCACUUUUAAGGGAUUUUUAUUAGUUUAAAGAUAAAUAAAGUUAGCUGAAUCUACAUGUCUCUUGUUUUAUUUCUCUUUAAACUUGAAAACAGUAAAUCUGCAGAUACUGUGAGGCACAAAUUAUACUGUCAACCUACUGUUGCUCUGAUUUUAGACUCCCACUUCAUACAUUAACCAAGAGUCGAUCACUGAUUUAAAAUUUUUAAUUUCAAUAGUUAAGAUUUACUGCAUAAUAUAGAAUAUAAAGUUAAGUUAACAUACUAACAUUUCUCCUUUGGAGAAAGUUUUAAUCCACUUCAAGAUGCAUAUUAUCAAGAUGCUUUCAUAUACAGGAUAGCCUAAUUUUAUUUGUUUAAAUAUGCUUAAUAUGUCCCAGAUUGCAAAUGCAUCAGUCAGUAACACCACUGUCUGUAUGUGGAAGACAUGUUCCCAUGGAUCAUAUGUGAAGAUGUCAAUAAGCUUGCAUUAAGCCACCUGCUUUGUAAGUGGAUUGAUUAAUAAAUAACUUAUAUUUCUAUUGUC